Messenger RNA from Corylus avellana, 2807 nucleotides. Its product is annotated as receptor-like protein EIX2. NCBI's taxonomy places the organism in Eukaryota, Viridiplantae, Streptophyta, Magnoliopsida, Fagales, Betulaceae. The record is from RefSeq and is a predicted model, not a curated record. Gene Ontology annotation, molecular function: protein binding.
AUCAUGAGAUGCAUAGAGGAAGAAAGACAAGCACUCUUCAAAUUCAAACAAGGCCUUGAAGAUAAUUUCAGUAUGCUGUCUUCUUGGGGCAGUGAUGAGGAAGAUUGUUGCAAAUGGGAAGCAAUUAAAUGCAGCAACCAAACAGGUCAUGUUGAAGCGCUUGAUCUAAGCGGUAAAUAUUUAUCAGGUGAGAUAAGGUCUUCAUUACUUGGAUUGCAACAUUUGACUUACCUCGACUUAAGUUACAAUCAUUUCUCCAUCCUCCCAAAGCUCAUUGGUUCACUCACUAAAUUACAGUAUCUCAAUCUUUCCGACAACAAUUUUUUUGGAACCAUUCCACCGCAGUUUGGAAAUCUCACAAAUUUGAUUUCUCUUGAUAUCAGCGGCUAUGUUAUGCUGAGUGUGGACCAUGGGCCGACAAAGGUCCUUUUUCUGACUGAGGACUAUAAUCUUGACUGGCUCUUUCAUCUCUCCUCUUUAAGACACUUAGAUAUGAGCGGUGUGAACCUUAGCAAGGUAGUGAAUUGGCCGGAUAAGGUUAAUAUGCUCCCUUCUUUGUUACAAGACUUACGUCUAAGUCAUUGUCAGCUCUCCAUGCCUGUUCCUCCUACACUUAUCAAUCCUAAUUGUUCUUCGCCACUUUCAUUCCUUGAUCUCUCUGCCAAUCAAUUCAACUCCUCAAUAUUCCCUUGGUUGUUCAAAUAUUACAAUCGCCUUGUUCAUCUUGACCUCCAUUUUACCAAAAUAGAAGGUCUUAUUCCAAAAGCUCUUGGGAAAAUGGUGGCUCUAGUUCAUCUUGACCUCUCUUACAACAAGCUUGAAGGGGUGAUACCGAAUCUUUCAAAAUUAUCUUUGUUGAGAGAGUUGCAUCUGUCCAAUAAUCAAUUAAAUGGGAGUUUAGACAAUGUUCUAGGAAAACUUUCCAAGCUUCAAGUUUUGGAUUUGUCCUUAAAUUCUUUGAAAGGCGUCAUCACUGAAACACAUUUGUCGAAUCUUUCCAACUUAAACCAAUUGGACUUGUCCUAUAAUUAUGAUCUAUCUUUGAAGUUUAGUCCAGACUGGAUUCCACCAUUUCAUUUGGAUUACAUAGGAUUGAGAUCUUGCAAAUUGGGGCCAACUUUUCCUCAAUGGAUUCAAACACAAAAGAAUUUUUCAUCGCUUGAUAUAUCUGAUGCAAGAAUUUCAGACACCAUCCCCAAUUGGUUUUGGGAUCUUUCUUUCAAUAUAAAGUACUUAAAUAUCUCAGCCAACCAAAUCACUGGUACCAUACCUUUUGAAUGGUUUUCGACAAGAUUUCAAAGUUCUUAUGCAAUAGAUUUGAGUGAUAACCGCUUCAGCUGUCCACUGCCACAACUUAACUCUAAUUCAUGGGUGUUGAAUCUCUCUAAUAAUUUGUUCCAAGGAACUGUGACAUUCAUAUGUGAGUCCGAUGGAUCCUUGGAAUUCCUUGAUCUUUCGAAUAACUUAUUAUCUGGAGAGCUCCCCAAGUGUUGGCCAAAGGUGGGGCCAGCAUUCCUUAAUUUGGCAAACAAUAAUCUCUCUGGGAGAAUUCCUGAAUCCCUUGGAAAAAAUUGUUUGAACUAUAGUCAUUUUGCAUCAUUGCAUUUCCAAAACAACAGUUUCAUUGGAGAAUUACCUGUGUCAUUGAUGAACUGCUCUUCACUGAGUGUAAUAGAUUUUGGAGAAAACAAACUAUCUGGGAGGAUACCAACAUGGAUCGGCACAAGCUUACCGCAAUUGAUGAUUCUUCGCCUGCCAUCAAAUGAGUUUGUUGGUAGCAUACCCUUACAGUUAUGUCAACUAACAUCUCUUCAAAUCUUGGACAUCUCUCACAAUAGUAUUUCAGGGACUAUUCCUCGGUGCAUCAAUAAUUUCGCUGGCAUGACUCAAAAACAGAAUUUAAAAAUAAGUCGUCUUGAUUUUGGAACUACCACAGCCGAGGGUUCUAUGCGUAUUUAUUGGCAAUACAAUGAAAAAGCAUGGGUGAAUACAAAAGGAAUGCCUCUCGAGUAUAAAAAAAUUCUUGACUCAGUAAAAGUUAUUGAUCUUUCAAGUAAUAGAUUGGAAGGAGAAAUUCCAAGAGAAGUAACAAGUCUCUUGGAAUUGAUUGGGCUGAACCUAUCUAGAAACUUAUUGACUGGCGUCAUCCCUCAGAAUAUUGGUGACCUGAAAAGCUUGGAGUCUCUGGACUUGUCAAGCAAUCACCUUUCAUAUGUAAUUCCUCAAAGCCUCGCUACUUUGAGCUUUUUGAGCUAUUUGAAUUUGUCAAACAACAACUUGUCAGGUAGAGUUCCAACAGGCACCCAGCUCCAGAGCUUCACUGCUUCUUCAUAUGCAGGUAACUUAGAUCUUUGUGGCUUGCCUCUGAACAGGUGUCUCGAAGAUAACAUGGCUCAAGGUCCUCAAAUUGGAAGCACACAUGAAGAUGGCAAUAUUGAAGAACAUGAAAACUCCCAUGAACACCUAUGGUUUUAUAUGAGCAUUGCAAUUGGAUUUAUUGUUGGAUUUUGGGGGGUUUGUGGAUCGUUAAUCCUAAAGAUUACUUGGAGGCAUGCAUAUUUUCAGUUUUUAGACAGAAUGGGAGACAGGCUCUUUGUUACAAUAGUUGUCAACAUGGCCAAGCUGUUGCGGAACUUCAAGACUCAGUGCUACCAAGAAAAUGUUUAGCAGAGGACCAAGAGGCCACAUCAGCCUAAUCCAAGAUGCAUGGUCAUUGCAGGAGAGGAUAAGCAAGAAUCAAAGUAAGCAAGAGAGGCUGAGAAAUGCAGAGGGAGUUUGCCUGACUUCUUGUUGUAUUUUGGGAGACC